GCACACGCAAAUAGUAGACGAGAUGUUUCACGAGUGUUUUUGUAUUAUUGGUGGUUGAUGCUCAUCAAUUCAUCAAUAUUCAAAGCCAUAUGUAUAUAAAGACAAGGACAUGAUUGAUAAAUGAAUUAUAUGAAUAUCAAGUGUUAAGAAGUGUUUUCAACUGAAGAUGAAAAUUGCAAGUUGAUUAAACAAACUGAUGUGAAACUCUAAAUGUGGAAAUGAUGUGAAAUGUUUUGCUUUCACUCAAAGGAUAAAAUGGCAAGUGACAUGGAACAGCAUAGUGGUCAAAAACGGCAUCAGUGUGUACUCUGUGAGAAACGUUUUAUUAGGCCAAGUGAGCUUAAUAUACAUAUGAGAACCCAUACUGGUGAAAAACCAUAUCAGUGUGAACACUGUGAAAAAGUCUUCACCCGGAAAAACCAUGUGACACGCCAUAUGAUAACACACACUGGUGAGAAACCAUAUCAGUGUCACGAAUGUGGGAAAAGUUUUGCUAGAAGUAGUGAUCUCAACAUGCACAGCUGGAUACACAGAGAUCGCAAGCCUCAUCAAUGUGAAUAUUGUGAUAAAAGUUUUAUUAGAAAAGGGGAUCUGAUCAUACAUUUGUGUACACAUACUGGUGAGCGACCAUACCAAUGUGAAGAAUGUGGGCGUAAUUUUAAUAGAAAAGAUACGCUAUCACGGCACAUGACUACACAUACUGGUAAAAAACCAUAUCAGUGUGAACAUUGUGAAAACUAUUUUGCAAGAAAAAGUAACCUGAAGUUGCAUAUAAGGAUACAUACUGAUAAAAUACCGUAUCAAUGUGAUCAUUGUGACAAGUGUUUCUCACUAAGACGUGAUAUGUCAAAUCAUGUAAAGACACAUGGUGAAAAACCAUUUCAAUGUGAACAUUGUCAGAAAAGAUUUGCCAGGAAAAACGAUUUUACGGUACACAUGCGGACACAUACUGAUGAGAAACCAUAUCAAUGUGAACUAUGUAACCAAUGUUUUGCUCAAAAGGGUCACCUGAAUCAUCAUGUUGCAAUGCACACUGGUGAUAAACCAUUUCAUUGUGAACAUUGUAACAUGAGAUUUACUAGGAAAAGUGCUCUACGCUUACACGCAUGGACACAUACUAGUAACAGACCAUUUCAGUGUAUGCAGUGUGAGAAAAGCUUUGCAAGAAACAGUUAUCUGAAAAUUCAUUCCAGGGUUCACACCAAUCAAAAACCCUAUCAGUGUGAGCAGUGCAAAAAGAGUUUUUAUCAAAAGUGUCAUCUUAAACGACAUUUAAUGACACAUAGUGAUGAAAGACCAUAUCUAUGUGAUCAAUGUGAAAAACAAUUUACUCAAAAAUGCCAUCUGAUGAGUCAUAUAAAGACACACACUGCCAAGAAGUCUCGUCGUCGUAAGAACAAUCUUUCUGGAGUAUGUAGUAAGAGUGUUAUAAAUCACACAACAAAUGGUCAGCUCGCAUCUGUAUCUAGAUUGUGCAACAAUAAAGAAUUAUUGAGUUUACCUCAAGUAUAUCAGUGGAAUAAAACAAUUGAAAAUGUAACACACGCCAACAGUACUAGGUUUGCUAUCAAUACUGUAAACCAUAGUAGAGACAUAUGUGGACAGGAUAAUGCUAACACAGUGUUACAAAAAUGUAGUGAUUUUUCACCAUUACUGAGUGUCAUACAUGACAGAAAUAAUCACCCAAAUGUUACACUCUUUGGUAUGAUGCAAUCUGAAAAUCAUUCCAUCUCGUCACAGACAUCAAAUUCACUAAUUACUUUCUCGGGUGAACCUGAGAUUAGUCGUCAUAGCUCCAUGAUAUUGCUAAUUACCAAAGUUGAAGAAUUUUUGACAGAAAAAGAAGGAAUAGAAACAUUCCAUGUUGUACGUUGGUGA
Molecule: messenger RNA, 1878 nt
Organism: Saccoglossus kowalevskii
Lineage: Eukaryota; Metazoa; Hemichordata; Enteropneusta; Harrimaniidae
Source: RefSeq, a predicted model, not a curated record